CCAGAUUGCGACAGUCGAUAUUAAAACAUGCAGUGAGCGAGAGAGAAAGAGAGAGAGAGACUGUGUGUGAGGCAGAGAGGAAAGCGAGCUGCAGGCCUUUCCACAGGGACAAACUAGCAGAAAGGCAUCUCACAGUUAAUUCUUUCUCUUUGCUUUCUCUCUCUCUCCCUCUCUCAACAUCCUUACGCCAAUUGAUUUGUGUAUGAAAAGCCGGGCGCUUUUCGCCCCCCUUUUGGGCUGUGCGUUUUGAGUGAUCAGCUGAUGAAGAGACUGGCUGCGCGCUGCAAUGCUGGUUUGCUAAUUCUCUUUCCUCCAGACUGGAGCCAGCCUAGAGACCACAGUCAGUCUCAGGCUAUCCAAAACGGGCUGACUGAGGUUAUGGAGGAGGAAAGCAACUUGAAGAAGCGAAAAAGUGAUAAUCAAGUCAACCAGGUUUCUGAGACUGGUCAGGAGGUGGUGGAGAAGGUCAAAAAGCGACGGGGUCGUCCACCCGCUGAGAAGCUGCCCCCCAACCCUCCCAAACUCACAAAACAAAUGAACACCAUCGUGGAUAUGGUCAUUAAUUACAAGGACACGUUGGGCCGUCAAAUCAGUAAAGGUUUCGUCCAGCUACCUUCAAGGAAAGAGGUGCCAGAGUAUUACGAGCUCAUCCGGAAGCCAGUGGACUUUAGGAGGAUCAGGGAGAGGGUCCGUAAUCACAAAUACAGGUGCAUUGCAGACCUGGAAAAGGAUAUUAUGCUGAUGUGUCACAAUGCUCAGACGUUUAAUCUGGAAGGAUCUCAGAUAUUUGAUGACUCCAUUGUUUUGAAGUCUGUUUUUGAAAGCGCAAGACAGCGGCUAGUUAAAGUCAGCGAGGAAAACGAUGAUGCUGUUGGAGGCAGUGAAGCGGAUGGUGGCAAUCAUUUAAAUCUAGAAUUUCCCGUUUCAGGGACAGGAAAUCCUAAACUGGAUGAAAAAAUGGAGAGAAAUGCAACCGGUCCGAGCAAUUCGCGCCCAAUGGAGAAGGUGACAAACAUUGAUGAAGACAGUGGAAAAGAAUGUGAUAUCAAGACACAAGGACUUUUAAACUAGAUCCCCAGAUGAAAGCCUUUACGUUGGAUGCCAUUAUAAGAAAAUUGCGUGGCCAUUUAAGUCCCAUUUCCCUUGAAGUUUUGCUCAAGGAUUUGUUCAGAAUGUGAUCCCUCAUCAUCCUGGUUGCCUAUUGCACAUUUAUAGCAAUCUUUGUAUUUUAACAUUACUGCAGUGGUUUGCAGUGAUGCAUCUGAAAAUUGCAUUGUUUUCAUGUAUUUAUAAAAUGUAAAUAAGUCUACAUAAAUACCUGGAAUGGAUAAAUAGUGUGGUCAAAAUAAAGAAGGCCUGUAAGUUCAGACUGCUCAAAAUGUUUUUUUAAGUAUUGAAAAAUGGUGGUUCAUCUUAAUGUAUCACAAUCUUGUAUAAUAAUAUAAACUGAUCCAUUCAGACUUCUAAAAUGGGAUACGCUUUGCUCAAAUAUUGCAAUUAUGUCUCGGUUUCAGAGAGUUUUUUAACAGUGUUUUUUGUGACUAUGAGCACCUUGCCACCCCCUCCCCUGUACGUUUUCCCUUAUUUCAUUAACUGUUAAUAUCUAAAAAGAAAGUUACCGGUUUUUAUUAAAUACAGCUCCAUAUCAUUCUGUAUUCAUCACAAGAUCUUAAGGAGCUUGGAGCAUGAUGUUAAUGUGUUCUUUGUUCACAGAUAUUGCCUUCAAAGAAAGGCAAGCAUUGAGAUGUUGUCAAGAGUUUGUGUGUUUGCUGUUUAGGAUGGAUGGGAGAGGUGGUUUGUGGGUAGAUUUUGAAAUUCAAGGUUAUGAAGUUUGAAUAUGUGAAAAGGCUACAAGGUCUGAUUCAUCAUCUUAAAAAUAUUUUUUUUAAUAAAAUCUCUUCAGCCCUUCAUGUGGAUCCAGAUCUCUGAAAAAAAAUACAGAUUAAGUUCUUUCUUUAGCAGUUUUUGUGCUACUGUAUAUGUACUAUAAAUGUGAGAACAUCACAAACAGUACAGGUGACAUAUUUACACCUAAAUCCCCAAAAAGAAAUGAUAAAUCCCAUUUGAAAAAAUAUUCUCUUUAUGAUUUUUAAUAUUUAAUUCAAUCUCUACAGUUUUUCUUAAGAGUUGAUUAUUCUGUCAUGAUAUACCAGGCGACAGACUCAAUUGCGGGGAGAAACAGAAUUUUAUUAACAAGGUAGAUAGACAAGACAGUCAAUAGUCACCACCAGUAGCAUGGGGAGAGAAUCGACAAGCCGAACAGCAGACACCCUCAUACAACGGAGAACUAGAAUCCCAGAAGUCCUGCACAGUAAAAAUAAAAGGUACCUCAAAUAUCCUGUUGUGUACUCAAAGAACCUUAAGCUGUAUUUUAAGUGCUCCAAAGCUCUUUUUCUCAAUAAAAGGGUUAUGGUGGAACCAUCUAUAGUCUUUGUGGUUCUUCCAGGAACCUAGAAGAUUCUUGAAUAACCCCACAUUCAGUUGUGAAGUUCUGGAGUCACCUUUUCACUACACUGGGACCUCAAAGUGCUUUGCGGGUUAUUGAAGGAACUCAAAUUCUAAAAAAUGGUUCUUGUAAGAUCUGUAAACUUGUAAGCGGUUCCUGGAGAAUCUCUCUUGUACAAGACAGUAUCUCUCUUGUACAAGACAGUAUCUAGAGGAACCCCACAAAAUUCUGCAUGAAAUACGGAUUUUUAGUGUCUGAUCAUUUCGAUGUUUUAUGAGAAUAAGAAUAGUCCAAAGUUUGGUUUUUGGCCCCUGCUAAGUGAACACACAAUU
This is a messenger RNA of Triplophysa rosa, 2778 nucleotides long. Its product is annotated as probable global transcription activator SNF2L2. Lineage: Eukaryota; Metazoa; Chordata; Actinopteri; Cypriniformes; Nemacheilidae. Gene Ontology annotation, cellular component: RSC-type complex. The record is from RefSeq and is a predicted model, not a curated record. Gene Ontology annotation, molecular function: protein binding. The coding region runs from base 262 to 1071 and encodes 269 amino acids. The transcript is spliced from 6 exons. Gene Ontology annotation, biological process: chromatin remodeling.